CUCUUGAACCAAACUCCACGGAGAUUCGGACUUCAUUGUGAUGGGAAGUGACUCGGUGCGUUCACAAAUUUGGGAUGUCGGACACCUAUCACUCGGGCGGUGUUAUGGUGGCAUAUGCCAAUUACCCCGAGAUAUAAAACGAAGCCAUUGCGUUCACCAUCGUACAGUACGCCCUCCACUAUCAGCCCACCCGCUUGCUUUGACCGAGGUACUGCGUAUCGUCUGAUUGGCACAUCUCUCAGUACCUCCCUGCAUACUCUUCACCCUCUACCAGUCUUCGAUCACUGCUAUACGCUCAUGCCGUCCAGCACGUCGUCCCACCAGAUCGACCUUUACAGGUCUGCGCGAGACCUGCCCCAGGAGUUUGGGCUGCGUUCCACGAUAACCCUAGGAACUCAAACGUUAUGUUGCCCUACGCGAAGAAGGCACGACACAACCCGAUCUUUAUGGUUCGCUGGCUCGAACAUCUGGCUUGUCUGUUCGACGUUGGGUCCGAGUUCUUUCACCGCCUCCGUCGAUUUCGUGCUUUCGUGUACCGAAGGACCACUCGGAUCGUAUCCGCUGUUCAUCUACACGCCUAUCCCUUUCACCCAACUCGACCCUCGCCAUUACAUCCCCAGGCUCCGGAGUCUCGUUCAUAGUCUACAACAAGCGGUGCCUUCAGAGCGAGUCUUUUCCAUCUUUGCCCUCGAAGACAUCGCCCGGGCGUUUGCUUCUCUGUGGACAAAGGCGACGGGAGUCAAAUUGGAGCGGGACCCGGAGUACUACGCGGCAAAACUUACGUACUGCACGAGGGCCACUCUGCAAGCGGGACAACUCGCUCCGCUUCGCGACGUCUCUUACGACUUGAGGCCCGCCCGCGAGAGCGAUUUACUACACGUAGCUGAGCUUUGCUGCGGCUUCGCGGUGACGUCCGAGCCGUUCACAUUGUCCAUGAGCAGAGCCGCGAUGGAGGCGAAGCUGCUCAUCCAAAACGGACAGGUGUGGGUGCACGAGAUAUGUGCGCGCGGGCAGCGUCCGGAGAUGCGUCCAUAGUCGCAGUCACGCGGACCAGCGAAACGGUCGCGGGGUCACGAAGGUGUUCACGAACCCCCGGUGGAGGCAACGGGGGUGCGCGGAACGUCUCGUACGGCAUGUCUGUCAACAGUACGUGCAUCUUGAUUGUUCGCAUUGCUUGCAACAUGCUCACGCAUCUCAUAGACUCCUUCAAACGAAGGAGAGCGUUGUUCUCUAUGUGGCACACGACAACCCCACUGCUGCAAAGGUGUACCACAGAGUGGGGUUUGUUGGCUUAUCUGAAGACGGUGCACCCGUCGAAGGGGUCGAUCCUUGGCUGGAGCUUGGGUUGACCAAGAAAAGGUUGAUCUCGGCCACUGG
This is a messenger RNA of Fomitopsis serialis, 1377 nucleotides long. RefSeq lists its product as uncharacterized. The transcript is spliced from 3 exons. Bases 115 to 1035 code for a protein of 306 amino acids. NCBI's taxonomy places the organism in Eukaryota, Fungi, Basidiomycota, Agaricomycetes, Polyporales, Fomitopsidaceae. The record is from RefSeq and is a predicted model, not a curated record.